Molecule: messenger RNA, 1527 nt
Organism: Drosophila innubila
Lineage: Eukaryota; Metazoa; Arthropoda; Insecta; Diptera; Drosophilidae
Product: apyrase
Exons: 2
Coding region: 102-1331 (409 amino acids)
Biological process (GO): proteoglycan biosynthetic process
Molecular function (GO): calcium ion binding; UDP phosphatase activity; GDP phosphatase activity
Source: RefSeq, a predicted model, not a curated record
UAAACAACAAACCAAAACCGACACAUCACAUCAAUUGUUGACACAUCUUUUAAGGUUUUCCACUGCCACGCUACCAAAAUUUAAAGUAAUACAUUACAUAAAUGCAAAGUUCACCAUUCGGGUAUAGGGAGCUCGAAACCUCGCCGCGCGCAAUGUAUUUGCGUGACUGGCGAUCCGCCCUGCGAACUCCGACUUAUCGGAUUGGGAAUCGCACAGUUCGCUUCAACUAUCACUUCGCCCUGCUUGUGUUUUGUGCUGUGGUGCUCAUAUUACUCUUUCUGUAUGCGCGUCAAGGCUCGCGAUCCUCCUCCGAGGGCUACUGGCUGCGCAGUAGCCGGCAUGCGAAUUCAGUGGAGUACAAUGCAACGUAUCCCCUGACGCCGCCGCUGAGCCUUCAAGGUGGCGUUAUUAUCUAUCGCAUUGCGAUGAUUGCAGAUCUAGAUAAAAGUUCCAAAGUGGUGAAGACCGAUGACAGCACAACGUGGCGCAGUUAUCUGAAGAAAGGUUAUCUAACAUACACAGCGACAAAGAAUGAGAUACAAAUAAGCUGGGACGAUGGUGCGCCCACGACGCUGGAGUCUGGUUUCGCACUGAAAGGACGUGGCAUGGAACUGUCCGAGCUGGUAACAUUCAACGGCAAACUGUUGAGCUUCGAUGAUCGCACAGGACUCGUCUAUGAGAUUACCAAUGACAAGGUUAUACCCUGGCUGAUAUUAAUGGAUGGCGAUGGACACAACUCCAAGGGCUUCAAGUCCGAGUGGGCAACAGUUAAGGACCACACGUUGUUUGUGGGCUCCAUGGGCAAGGAGUGGACAACAAGCAUGGGUGACUUUCAGAACCACAAUCCCAUGUACGUCAAGGCCAUAUCGACAACGGGUGAGGUGCGCUCCAUCAACUGGACAAAGAACUAUAAACAGCUGCGACUGAUGUCCCAGCAAAUCUCUUGGCCUGGCUACAUGAUCCACGAGAGCGGCGUCUGGUCGGAGGUGCAGCAGCGCUGGUACUUCCUGCCACGCCGCUGCUCCAAAGAAAAAUACAACGAAACUCUGGAUGAGCAUAUGGGAUGCAAUAUUUUAAUCUCAGCCGACGAGGACUUUAAUAUCAUCGAGACGGUUAAGCUAGAUCCGGACAACACAUCCCCUACUCAUGGUUUUUCCAGCUUUAAAUUCCUGCCCCAUGCGAAGGACACCAUUAUCAUUGCCCUCAAAUCAGAGGAGCUCAAUGGCAAGACGUCCACGUACCUAACCGCCUUUAGUGUUGACGGCAAAACAAUGUUGCCGGAGGUGAGAAUCAACACGGACUACAAGUAUGAAGGAUUCGAGUUUAUUUAGCGAAUGGGAACGAGAUGUGCUGCAAUAUCCAAUGCAAUGUAUAUAGUGUAUUAUCCGACGAUCUAUUUAUUUAAUUACAUAUAGUCAAUUAGGUUUUAUAAGAGAUGCUCAUAGACCAAUGCCAUUCAUUUAUUGUGCUGUUUUUAAGAUUUCGUAAUGAAUGAAUUUCGAAUCAUUAAAUCUCUCUUGUGUAUUA